UACUGCCAGCAAAAUCGGAAAGGUUGACAGUACACCGAUUCUCAUUUGACGCAAUGUUUAAAGUUAUAAUAUUAAUUCUAACAGUUGGGACUGUAAAAGCUGGCUUAUCAGCCGGAUGUCCAGACGGAUGGCUUACACACGGAGGUAUGUGCUACCUGUUUAGUCAUGGGCGAGAGGACUGGCCCGGAUCCUAUGAAAUGUGUAAAAUAAUGGGAGGACAGUUGAAAUUGAGAGUGCAGCCGAAAAUAAUUACAUCGUAUUACAAGCAAAACCCGACCAUUAUUGGAUUGGAUUGAGUGACGCAAGUGA
Molecule: messenger RNA, 309 nt
Organism: Ruditapes philippinarum (Manila clam)
Lineage: Eukaryota; Metazoa; Mollusca; Bivalvia; Venerida; Veneridae
Product: oxidized low-density lipoprotein receptor 1-like
Exons: 4
Coding region: 54-296 (80 amino acids)
Source: RefSeq, a predicted model, not a curated record